ACUUUUGUUGGCCUCCGUACAUAUCCUCACAGCCAUGAAGUCGCUGGUGCUGAUUCUGGUGUUGGCCGCAGCAAGCAUGUCGGCUCAUGUUCCAGAAGAACGAGCCUUGCUUGCCACCAAUUCCUUGACGCUGGUCCCCCCACUACUGACAACCCUCAUGUCUGUCCUCGGCCCCAUUGCUGCUGCUCUCCUGAACGUUGUCACGUCCUUAGUCGGCAGCUUGCUGGGCAGUCUGCUGGGUACCGCUCUUGCUGUCGUCCAGGGCCUUCUGGCUCUUGUUCUUGGCAUCGUGUCCAAACUGGUCAGCUGUGUGACGGCCGCCAUCAACAUACCCGUCGGCAACAUUGUGGAAUCCGUCCUGGGUGCAGUCACCAGCGCCGUCUCUCCUGUAAUAUCAAAUCUGACAGAGGCCUGCCUCUAGUAACUACGAUGGACAACUCUCCUCUUCUUGGGUCCAGUUCCUGACUCGAUGGGACGACAGAGACAUACCAUGAGGCAUUCCAACUACUCCAUCAGCUACAUGGAGGGGAUUGUGUCAGAGAAUAAUAAACAUGGCUACAACUAUU
This is a messenger RNA of Pomacea canaliculata, 566 nucleotides long. RefSeq lists its product as uncharacterized. Bases 35 to 421 code for a protein of 128 amino acids. The transcript has 4 exons. The record is from RefSeq and is a predicted model, not a curated record. NCBI's taxonomy places the organism in Eukaryota, Metazoa, Mollusca, Gastropoda, Architaenioglossa, Ampullariidae.